AUGCAAAUGAUAGCAUCACAUAACAACCCCACCCCAUUCUCUCUCUUUCCUUCACCCCGCCCCAUUCUCCCGCUUUCCAUCACCCCACCCCAUUCUCGCGCUUUCCAUCAUCCCGCCCCAUUCUCCCGCAUUCCAUCACCCCGCCCCAUUCUCCCUCAUUCCAUCACCCCGCCCCAUUCUCCCUAUUUCCAUCACCCCGCCCCAUUCUCUUGCUUUCCAUCAGCCCGUCCCAUUCUCCCUCCCUCCAUCACCCCGCCCUAUUCUCCCUCUUUCCAUCACCCCGCCCCAUUCUCCCGCUUUCCAUCACCCCGCCCCAUUCUCCCUCUUUCCAUCACCCCGCCCCAUUCUCCCGCUUUCCAUCACCCCGCCCCAUUCUCCAUCUUUCCAUCACCCCGCCCUAUUCUCCCUCUUUCCAUCACCCCGCCCCAUUCUCCCGCUUUCCAUCACCCCGCCCCAUUCUCCCUCUUUCCAUCACCCCGCCCCAUUCUCCAUCUUUCCAUCACCCCGCCCCAUUCUCCUACUUUCCAUCACCCCGCCCCAUUCUCCCGCUUUCCAUCACCCUGCCCCAUUCUCCCGCAUUCCAUCACCCCCCCUAUUCUCUCACUUUCCAUCAACCCGGCCUAUUCUCCCUCUUUCCAUCACCGUGCCCCAUUCUCCCGCUUUCCAUCACCCCACCCCAUUCUCCCUCUUUCCAUCACCCUGCCCCAUUCUCCCGCUAUCUGUCACCCCGCCCCAAUCUCCCGCUUUCCAUCACCCCGCCCCAUUCUCCCGCUUAUCAUCACCCCGCCCCAUUCUCUCGCUUCCCAUCACCCCGCCCCAUUUUCCCCCUUUCCAUCACCCCGCCCCAUUCUCCCGCUUUCCAUCACCCUGCCCCAUUCUCCCGCGUUCCAUCACCCCUCCCCAUUCUCCCGCUUUCAAUCACCCCGCCCCAUUCUCCCGCUUUCCAUCACCCCGCCUGAUUCUCACGCUUUCCAUCACCCCGCCCCAUUCUCCCGCUUUCCAUCACCCCGCCACAUUCUCCCGCUUUCCAUCACCCCGCCCCAUUCUCCCGCUUUCCAUCACCCUGCCCCAUUCCCUUGCUUUCCAUCACCCCGCCCCAUUAUCCAGCUUUCCAUCACCCCGCCCCCCUCUCCCGCUUUCCAUCACCUCGCCCAAUUCUCCCUCUUUCCUUCACCCCGCCCCAUUCUCCCGCUUUCCAUCACCCCGCCCCAAUCUCGCGCUUUCCGUCACCCAGCCCCAUUCUCCCACUUUCCACCACCCUACCCCAUUCUCCCGCUUUUCAUCACCCCGCCCCAUUUUCCCGCUUUCCAUCACCCCGCCCCAUUCUCCCUAUUUCCAUCACUCCGCCCCAUACUCCCGUUUUCCAUCACCCCGCCCCAUUCUCCCUCUUUCCAUCACCCGGCCCCAUUCUCCUUAUUUCCAUCACCCCGCCCCAUUCUCCCGCUUUUCAUCACCCCGCCCCAGUCUCCCUCCUUCCAUCACCCCGCCCCAUUCUCCCUCUUUCCAUCACCCCACCCAAUUCUCCCUCUUAUCAUCACCCCGCCCCAUUCUCCCGCUUUCCAUCACCCCGCCCCAUUCUCCCUCUUUCCAUCACCCCGCCCCAUUCUCCUGCUUUUCAUCACCCCGCCCCAGUCUCCCUCUUUCCAUCACCCCGCCCCAUUCUCCCUCUUUCCAUCACCCCGCCCCAUUCUCCCGCUUUUCAUCACCCCGCCCCAGUCUCCCUCUUUCCAUCACCCCGCCCCAUUCUCCCUCUUUCCAUCACCCCACCCAAUUCUCCCUCUUAUCAUCACCCCGCCCCAUUCUCCCGCUUUCCAUCACCCCGCCCCAUUCUCCCUCUUUCCAUCACCCCGCCCCAUUCUCCCGCUUUUCAUCACCCCGCCCCAGUCUCCCUCUUUCCAUCACCCCGCCCCAUUCUCCCUCUUUCCAUCACCCCGCCCAAUUCUCCCGCUUUCCAUCACCCCGCCCCAUUCUCUCGAUUUCCAUCACUCUGCCCCAUUCUCCCACUUUCCAUCACCCCGCCCAAAUCUCCCGCUCUCCCACACCCCGCCCCAUUCUCCCGCUCACUGUCACCCUGCCCCAUUCUCCCUCUCUCCGUCUUCCCGCCCCAUUCUCCCGCCUUCCAUCACCCCGCCCCAUUCUCCCUCUUUCCAUCACCCCGCCCCAUUCUCCCGCUCUCCAUCUGUCAUAAUCCCCAUUCUCCCGCUUUCCAUCACCCCACCCCAUUAUGACGCUUUUCAUCACCCCGCUCCAUUCUCCCGCUUUCCAUCACCCCGCACCAUUCUCCCGCUUUCUACACCCCGCCCCAAUCUCGCGCUUUCCAUCACCACGCCCCAUUCUCCCGCUUUCCAUCACCCCGCCCCGUUCUCCUGCUUUCCAUCACCCCGACCCGUUCACCUGCUUUUCAUGACCCCACCCCAUUCUCCCGCUUUCCAUCAACCCGCCCCAUUCUCCUGCUUUCCAUCACCCCGCCCCAUUCUCCCACUUUCCAUCACCCCGCCCUGUUCUCCCGCUUUCCACCACCCAGCCCCAUUCUCCCUAUUUCCAUCACUCUGCCCCAUUCUCCCACUUUCCAUCACCCCGCCCCAUCCUCCCUCUUUCCAUCACCCCUCCCCAUACUCCCUAUUUAAAUCACCCCGCCCCAUUCUCCCGCUUUCCAUCACCCCGCCCCAUUCUCCAUCUUUCCAUCACCCCGCCCCAUUCUCCCUCUUUCCAUCACCCCGCCCCAUUCUCCCUCUUUCCAUCACCCCACCCCAUUCUCCCGCUUUCCAUUUCCCCGCCCCAUUCUCCCGCUUUCCAUCAUCCCGCCCCAUACUCUUGCUUUCCAUCACCCCGCCCCAUUCUCCCUCUUUCCAUCACCCCGCCCAAUUCUCCCGCUUUCCAUCACCCCACCCCAUUCUCUCAAUUUCCAUCACUCUGCCCCAUUCUCCCACUUUCCAUCACCCCGCCCAAUUCUCCCGCUCUCCCAAAUCCCGCCCCAUUCUCCCGCUCACCCCCCAUUCUCCCUAUUUCCAUCACUCUGCCCCAUUCUCCCACUUUCCAUCACCCCGCCCCAUCCUCCCUCUUUCCAUCACCCCUCCCCAUACUCCCUAUUUAAAUCACCCCGCCCCAUUCUCCCGCUUUCCAUCACCCCGCCCCAUUCUCCAUCUUUCCAUCACCCCGCCCCAUUCUCCCUCUUUCCAUCACCCCGCCCCAUUCUCCCUCUUUCCAUCACCCCACCCCAUUCUCCCGCUUUCCAUUUCCCCGCCCCAUUCUCCCGCUUUCCAUCAUCCCGCCCCAUACUCUUGCUUUCCAUCACCCCGCCCCAUUCUCCCUCUUUCCAUCACCCCGCCCAAUUCUCCCGCUUUCCAUCACCCCACCCCAUUCUCUCAAUUUCCAUCACUCUGCCCCAUUCUCCCACUUUCCAUCACCCCGCCCAAUUCUCCCGCUCUCCCAAAUCCCGCCCCAUUCUCCCGCUCACCGUCACCCUGCCCCAUUCUCCCGCUCUCCGUCUUCCCGCCCCAUUCUCCCGCCUUCCAUCACCCCACCCCAUUCUCCCUCUUUCCAUCACCGCGCCCCAUUUUCCCUCUUUCCAUCACCCCGCCCCAUUCUUCCGCUUUCCAUCACCCCGCCCCAUUCUCCCUCUUUCCAUCACCCCGCCCCAUUCUCCCUCUUUCCAUCACCCCACCCCAUUCUCCCGCUUUCCAUCAACCCGCCCCAUUCUCCUGCUUUCCAUCACCCCGCCCCAUUCUCCCGCUUUCUUUCACCCCGCCCUGUUCUCCCGCUUUCCACCACCCAGCCCCAUUCUCCCUAUUUCCAUCACUCUGCCCCAUUCUCCCGCUUUCCAUCACCCCGCCCCAUCCUCCCUCUUUCCAUCACCCCUCCCCAUACUCCCUAUUUAAAUCACCCCGCCCUAUUCUCCCGCUUUCCAUCACCCCGCCCCAUUCUCCUUCUUUCCAUCACCCCGCCCCAUUCUCCCUCUUUCCAUCACCCCGCCCAAUUCUCCCGCUUUCCAUCACCCCACCCCAUUCUCUCAAUUUCCAUCACUCUGCCCCAUUCUCCCACUUUCCAUCACCACGCCCAAUUCUCCCGCUCUCCCAAAUCCCGCCCCAUUCUCCCGCUCACCGUCACCCUGCCCCAUUCUCCCGCUCUCCGUCUUCCCACCCCAUUCUCCCGCCUUCCAUCACCCCACCCCAUUCUCCCUCUUUCCAUUACCCCACCCCAUUCUCCCUCUUUCCAUCACCCCGCCCCAUUCUUCCCCUUUCCAUCACCCCGCCCCGUUCUCCCUCUUUCCAUCACCCCGCCCCAUUCUCUCUCUUUCCAUCACCCCACCCCAUUCUCCCGCUUUCCAUCACCCUGCCUCAUUCUCCCGCCUUCCAUCACCCCGCCCUAUUCUCUCACUUUCAAUCACCCCACCUCAUUCUCCAGCUUACCAUCAACCCGCCCCAUUCUCCCGCUUUCCAUCACCCCACCCCAUUCUCCCGCUUUCGAUCACCCCACCCCAUUCUCCCUCCUUCCAUCACCCCGCCCCAUUCUCCCGCUCUCCAUCACCCCGCCCAAUUCUCCCACUUUCCAUCACCCCGUCCUAUUCUCCCACUUUCCAUCAACCCGACCCAUUCUCCCUCUUUCCACCACCCGGCCCCAUUCUCCCUCCUUCCAUCACCCCACCCCAUUCUCCCAUCUUCCAUCACCCCGCCCCAUUCUCCUGCUUUCCAUCAUCCCGCCCCAUUGUCCCGCUUUCCAUCAACCCACCCCUUUCUCCCGCUUUCCAUGACCCUGCCCCAUUCUCCCGCUUUCCAUCACCCCGCCCCAUUCUUCCGCUUUCCAUCACCCCGCCCCAUUCUUCCGCUUUCCAUCACCCUGCCCCAUUCUCCCGCUUUCCAUCACCCUGCCCCAUUCUCCCGCUUUCCAUCAUUUCUCCCCUUUCUCCUGCUUUCCAUCACCCCGCCCCAUUCUUUUGCUUUCCAUCAUCCCGCCCCAUUCUCCCGUUUUCCAUCACCCCGCCCCAUUCUCCCGCUUUCUAUCACCUCGUCCCAUUCUCCCGCUUUCCAUCAGUCUACCCCAUUCUCCCUGCUUUCCAUCACCCCGCCCCAUUCGCUUGCUUUCCAUCACCCGGCCCCAUUCUCCCUGUUUCCAUCACCCCGCCCCAUUCUCCCGCUUUCCAUCACCCCGCCCCAUUCUCCCUCUUUCCAUCACCCUGCCCCAUUCUUCCUCUUUCCAUCACCCCGCCCCAUUCUCCCGCUUUCCAUCACCCCGCCCCAUUCUCCCGCUUUCCAUCACCCCGCCCCAUUCUCCCUCUUUCCAUCACCCCGCCCCAUUCUCCCUCUUUCCAUCACCCCACCCCAUUCUCCCGCUUUCCAUCAUCCCGCCCCAUUCUCUUGCUUUCAAUCACCCCACCCCAUUCUCCCUCUUUCCAUCACCCCGCCCAAUUCUCCCGCUUUCCAUCACCCCGCCCCAUUCUCUCGAUUUCCAUCACUCUGCCCCAUUCUCCCACUUUCCAUCACCCCGCCCCAUUCUCCCGCUCUCCCACACCCCGCCCCAUUCUCCCGCUCACUGUCACCCUGCCCCAUUCUCCCGCUCUCGGUCUUCCCGCCCCAUUCUCCCGCCUUCCAUCACCCCGCCCCAUUCUCCCUCUUUCCAUCACCCCGCCCCAUUCUCCCUCUUUCCAUCACCCCGCCCCAUUCUCCCGCUUUCCAUCACCCCGCCCCAUUCUCCCUCUUUUCAUCACCUCGCCCCAUUCUCCAGCUUUCCAUCACCCUACGUCAUUCUCCCGCCUUCCAUCACCCCGUCCCAUUCUCCCACUUUCCAUCACCCCACCCCAUUCUCCAGCUUUCCAUCACCCCGCCCCAUUCUCCUGCUUUCCAUCACCCCGCCCUAUUCUCCCGCUUUCGAUCACCCCGCCCCAUUCUCCCUCCUUCCAUCACCCCGCCCCAUUCUCCCGCUUUCCAUCACCCCGCCCAAUUCUUCCACUUUCCAUCACCCUGCCCCAUGCUCCCACUUUCCAUCAACCCGACCAAUUCUCCCUCUUUCCAUCACCCCGCCCCAUUCUCCCUCCUUCCAUCACCCCGCCCCAUUCUCCCUCCUUCCAUCACCGCGCCCCAUUCUCCCGCUUUCCAUCAUCCCGCCCCAUUCUCCCGCUUUCCAUCACCCCGCCCCUUUUUCCCGCUAUCCAUCACCCCGCCCCAUUCUCCCGCUUUCCUUCACCCCGCCCCAUUCUCCCACUUUCCAUCACCCCGCCCCAUUCUCCCGCUUUCCAUCACCCCGCCCCAUUCUCCCGCUUUUAAUCACCCCGCCCCAUUCUCCCGCUUUCCAUCAUUUCUCCCCAUUCUCUCGCUUUCCAUCACCCCGCCCCGUUCUCUUGCUUUCCAUCACCCCGCCCCAUUCUCCCGUUUUCCAUCACCCCGCCCCAUUCUCCCGCUUUCUAUCACCUCGUCCCAUUCUCCCGCUUUCCAUCAGUCUGCCCCAUUCUCCCCGCUUUCCAUCACCCCGCCCCAUUCGCCCGCUUUCCAUCACCCGGCCCCAUUCUCCCUCUUUCCAUCACCCCGCCCCAUUCUCCCGCUUUCCAUCACCCUGCCCCAUUCUCCCUCUUUCCAUCACCCUGCCCCAUUCUUCUUCUUUCCAUCACCCCGCUUCAUUCUCCCGCUUUCCAUCACCCUGCCCAUUCUCCCGCUUUCCAUCACCCCUCACGAUUCCACCGCUUUCCAUCACCCUUCCCCAUUCUCCCGCUUUCCAUCACCCCGCCCAAUUCUCGCUCUUUCUAUCACCCCGCCCCAUUCUCCAUCUUUCCAUCACCCCGCCCCAUUCUCCCGCUUUCCAUCACCCCGCCCCAUUCUCCCUUUUUCCAUCUCCCUGCCCCAUUCUCCCGCUUUCCAUCACCGUGCCACAUUCUCCUGUUUUCCAUCACCCCGCCCCAUUCUCCCGCUUUCCAUCACCCCGCCCCAUUCUCCCGCUUUCCAUCGCCCCGCCCCAUUCUCCCGCUUUCCAUCACCCCGCCCCAUUCUCCCUCUUUCCAUCACCGCGCCCCAUUUUCCCGCUUUGAAAUCAGCAUCGCGAGUAGUCCGGGAAGGUCGUGUCCUUGUUGCGGUAGCCAGCUAG
Molecule: messenger RNA, 7071 nt
Organism: Closterium sp. NIES-65
Lineage: Eukaryota; Viridiplantae; Streptophyta; Zygnematophyceae; Desmidiales; Closteriaceae
Source: the annotation of a GenBank genome assembly